AGCCAAUCAGAGGUUGGGGACAGCGGAGUCCUAUUUACAUGCAGCUUGUAUAAGGAGACUCCCUCUCUGCUCAUCAUUAUUCAGUCGCUGCUGUUUCCUAGAAAAUCAUCAGGAUGCCUGAACCCGCCAAGUCUGCGCCCAAGAAGGGCUCCAAGAAAGCCGUGACCAAGACGGCCGGCAAAGGAGGCAAGAAGAAGAGAAAGACCAGGAAGGAGAGCUACGCCAUCUACGUGUACAAGGUGCUGAAGCAGGUCCACCCCGACACCGGCAUCUCGUCCAAGGCCAUGAGCAUCAUGAACUCGUUUGUCAACGACAUCUUUGAGCGCAUCGCCUCCGAGGCUUCUCGUCUGGCUCACUACAACAAACGCUCCACCAUCACCUCCAGGGAGAUCCAGACCGCUGUGCGGCUCCUGCUGCCCGGUGAGCUGGCCAAGCACGCCGUGUCUGAGGGCACCAAGGCUGUCACCAAGUACACCAGCUCCAAGUAAACAGUGCUGCUGUUUACCACCAACUCAACAAAGGCCCUUUUAAGGGCCACACAAACACAACUAAGAGGGAGAAACCUGUUUUAUUUACGAUGUUUUUUCUCUUUUUAAAUCUGUUUUAAGCCUUAAAGACUGUUUCAAACCCAGAGGCUCUGUGCCACUUUGGAUCUACCCAGAAACUUAAAUCUCCUGUGAUGGGCCACACAAAUGCUUUAAGCAAAGGAAUCCUGAUUGAAAUACGGUGAAAAAUUGCCAAGUUCGUACAUAAAAACAAGGAAUUUG
Girardinichthys multiradiatus is the source of this 767-nucleotide messenger RNA. Its product is annotated as histone H2B 1/2. Gene Ontology annotation, molecular function: structural constituent of chromatin; protein heterodimerization activity; DNA binding. Gene Ontology annotation, cellular component: nucleosome. NCBI's taxonomy places the organism in Eukaryota, Metazoa, Chordata, Actinopteri, Cyprinodontiformes, Goodeidae. Bases 114 to 488 code for a protein of 124 amino acids. The record is from RefSeq and is a predicted model, not a curated record. The transcript has a single exon.